UGCAGUUCCUUCUGUUGAUGUGCAGGGUCUUCCUCUCAGGAACAUCCAGCUGUUCUCCAGGCCCAAAUAACUGGGAUAGUUUGGCCCUACAGCACUGACAGCACGUUCCUUGUCGGGAGCAGUUGAAUUUCCAUGGCUCUGUGGAGUGGUUGGAAUUGUGACUUCUCCCAAGCAGGCAAAACACCUCCUUCACUUCCUGCAGCCUCCGUGUUCCCCCCUCCCCGGCGCUCCGUGCGAGCCUUUAGCGUGGAAGAUGGCGGGUGGCGUGGACGGCCCCAUAGGGAUCCCGUUCCCAGAUCACAGCAGCGACAUCCUCAGCAGCCUGAAUGAGCAGAGGAACAACGGGCUGCUGUGCGACGUGGUCAUCCUGGUGGAAGGCCAGGAGUUCCCCACCCACCGCUCCGUCCUGGCAGCGUGCAGCCAGUACUUCAAGAAGCUCUUCACCUCAGGGUUAGUGGUGGACCAGCAGAACGUGUAUGAGAUAGACUUUGUGAGUGCGGAUGCCCUGUCGGCGCUGCUGGAGUUCGCCUACACCGCGACCCUCACCGUCAGCACUUCCAACGUCAACGACAUCCUCAACGCCGCCACGCUGCUGGAGAUCCCGGCCGUCAGGGAUGUCUGCACGGAUCUCCUGGAGAGGAAGAUUCUGGCCAAAAAUGACCAGAUGGAUACAGUAGAUCAAAUUGAUCAGAGGAACCAUCUCAGAGCAAAAGAGUACCUGGAGUUCUUCCAGAGCAACCCCGUGAACGGCCACCAAGGCAGCUUUCCGUGGACCAACCCAGAGUUGAGAGACCUUCAGAGACUGAACUUCCGAGGCCAAGAGGAGGAGGAGGAGUCGAACUGCAAUGGCCUGGACUUCUACUCGCAAGCCACCCCAACCGAAAGACCAAAGGCAAGUGACUGUGACCCUGACAGCAACCCGGCCAUGUGGCUGGACCGCGAGGACGAGGAGCCGGUCAGCGGCGGGAUGUUCUCCCCUUCCCAGAACGGACAUUACAGCAGCCGUGGCUUGGCCACCCCAGGAGAAGAGGAGGGGGGCACCCCCAGGGGCCCUCUGGACCCGCAGGAAGCCGGGGACUCGCCCAGCUUCAUCCCCACUGGCACGGAGACGGAGGACGAUGCCAGGGAGGUGGAUGACCUGGCCGCCAGCGCCCUGCUCCAGCAGAUGAUCAACUCCGUGGGGCGGCAGCAGCUCGGCGACGACGACCGCAAGGACGAGGACGGGGUCAUGGAUUAUUACUUGAAAUAUUUCGGCAGUUCCAGCGAGGGCGACGUGUACCCGUCCUGGUCCCAGAAGGUGGAGAAGAAGAUCAGGGCGAAAGCAUUCCAGAAGUGCCCCAUCUGCGAGAAGGUGAUCCAGGGCGCCGGGAAGCUGCCGCGCCACAUCCGCACCCACACCGGGGAGAAGCCCUACGAGUGCAACAUCUGCAACGUCCGAUUCACCAGGCAGGACAAGCUGAAGGUGCACAUGCGGAAGCACACGGGGGAGAAGCCCUACCUGUGCCAGCAGUGCGGGGCCGCCUUCGCCCACAACUACGACUUGAAGAACCACAUGCGGGUGCACACGGGGCUGCGGCCGUACCAGUGCGACAGCUGCUGCAAGACUUUCGUCCGCUCCGACCACCUGCACAGGCACCUUAAAAAAGAUGGAUGCAACGGGAUCCCGUCCCGGAGGGGCCGCAAGCCCCGGGUGAGGGAGGCCGGGGCGAUGCCCCCCACCCCGACGGGCAGCGCCGAGGACGGGAGCUUCCCGGCCGGAGCCGAGAGCCAGGAAUCCGAGGACACCGCGCAGGGCACCGAGCAGGAGCAGCAGCACUUUGAGGAGAAUUCCAAUAACGAAGCGCCGGGAUUGAAUGUAGCAGGAGGGUCGGAUGAGGGUAACACGCAAGGACUCUCCUAAACCAAAAAAAAAAAAAAAAAACAACCCCAACAAAACAAAAAACCAACCCCAA
Messenger RNA from Corvus hawaiiensis (hawaiian crow), 1952 nucleotides. RefSeq names its product zinc finger and BTB domain containing 7A (gene ZBTB7A). The transcript has 3 exons. The record is from RefSeq and is a predicted model, not a curated record. NCBI's taxonomy places the organism in Eukaryota, Metazoa, Chordata, Aves, Passeriformes, Corvidae. Bases 254 to 1900 code for a protein of 548 amino acids. Gene Ontology annotation, molecular function: RNA polymerase II cis-regulatory region sequence-specific DNA binding; DNA-binding transcription factor activity, RNA polymerase II-specific; protein binding. Gene Ontology annotation, biological process: regulation of transcription by RNA polymerase II.